AUGGUAGAUGUUGGUGUGUUUGGACUUACUAAAAUGGCGCUGAAUGAGAUCAAACAGAAUGACAUCUCUAAGGACCAGCCCACGUUGGUCCGAUGGUAUAUUGAUGUCAGAAAUUGGGAUAAAAAAUAUUUUGACCUUCCCUUUCUCCAAACCCUAACUCAGUCUGAUCAGACAGCCGUCAAGAAGUACUAUCAAACUUCGGACCAGCACCUGUCGCUAGCGUCCCAGCUCCUGAAAUAUUACUACGUUCACCAAGCCACUGGCACGCCCUGGAAUAAGAUUGAGAUCCAGCGUACUCCCAUACCUGAAAAUCGCCCAUUCUACGACUCAAGUCUUGAUUUCAACGUCAGCCACCAGGCUGGUCUCACUUUGUUCGCAGGCACGCGUGCCGCAACAGCCCACUCAGCCAGUGGACCCCAAGCCUUGCCUCGCGUGGGAAUUGACGUUGCCUGUGUUGAUGAACCCUCUCGUCGUCGCACUAAUCGUCCCCCGAAGACACUUGCCGACCUGGCAACUUUCGUGGAUGUUUUCACUGAAGUUCUCUCUCCCCGUGAGCUUGCAACUAUCAAGAACCCAUACGCGACUCUUAAAUUGGCUCGUGAGCUUGGGUUAAGUAACAGUGACCCGAGAAAAGACAACGAGGAAGUUCUUGCUGCCUAUGGCAUUCGGCUGUUCUACUCGAUUUGGGCUCUCAAGGAGGCGUAUCUGAAAAUGACCGGAGACGGGCUUCUGGCCACUUGGAUAAAGGAUUUGGAAUUCACAAACGUCAUCCCCCCCGAACCUGUUCAGAAAUUAGGAUCCACUGGCCACUCUCUCACUGAGCCCUCGGUCCAAGAUUGGGGCCGGCCUUACUCCGAUAUCAAAAUCUCCUUGCGUGGCAUUCCAAACUAUUCUGUACGCGUCCAGCUCGUCGGCUUCGAGUCCGACUACAUUGUCGCUACAGCCGCGUCGGGCCCCAAUAUCGGAGCCGUUUCGCGGGAAGUCGUCAUGAAUGACAGCAAUCACCACUUGCCCGAAUGCACCACAGUACUCGACCCUGAGAACAGAUCUCAAAACGUCCGCAUUGCCCCCAUCGCGCUUCGUACAGUCGGCGACCAGGACCCCUGGCGUGUGGACUCGAAAAUCAGCGACCCCUGGUUGCCCAUGCAGGAGGUUGAUAUUGACAUCGAUAUCCGGCCCUGUGCCGAGGGCCGCUGCGAGCACACCCAGAACCUAUCAAGUUUCUAA
This is a messenger RNA of Penicillium expansum, 1227 nucleotides long. RefSeq names its product 4'-phosphopantetheinyl transferase family protein. The transcript has 2 exons. Bases 1 to 1227 code for a protein of 408 amino acids. Gene Ontology annotation, cellular component: cytosol. Lineage: Eukaryota; Fungi; Ascomycota; Eurotiomycetes; Eurotiales; Aspergillaceae. The record is from RefSeq and is a predicted model, not a curated record. Gene Ontology annotation, molecular function: holo-[acyl-carrier-protein] synthase activity; magnesium ion binding.